AUGCUGCGAACGACUUUAAGGCGGUGUGUCGGGUGCCGCAUGUACACUGCGUCGCCGGGCACUAGUGCCUCGGAGACCAAAAAUGGCCCAGCAUUGUCUGAGGAAGUUGAGGACGCACCUCCAAAGACCUUCGCCCAGAUCUUGGAAGAAAUGGGAAAACGGAAAAAAGCUUCAGAAGCCCGCUUCAAUUUCCCUUUGAGUAUUUUAUACGAGGGACGCCAUGGAUCUGUUCACUAUGGUUCUGUUUCCGCAAGUGACAUCAGAAAACCCAUUUCUAUAGGCGAUCUGCUGUUAUUGGCCUCGGGGCCCGUCAUGGUGGUUAGCAGAAAAAGCCGUCAAGAUGGUAAACUUAUUGUCGCGAAUGCGGUAGGAAUCACUCGUGAGAUUGGUAUAUCUACAGUAGAGGCCCGAUUGGGCUCGCUGAUUCGCCCCUCAUCCAUCGGUAACCGUUCAUUGUACGAUCCCGAGGGCGGAAGAGUGAGCCCGGAAGUUCACAAUUUGUUGGCUGUGGAACUGCGAAAUUUCUACAACCGGGCGGCAGCUAAGAGCAGUUCUAUCCAGGACAAAGUUGGUGAUAUUUUGCGUCUCCUACAAAGCGAAGAUCAGCCCCGAACAAUGGCCUUUUUCGACUUUGUCGCUCUAGUCGACCGCAUUGACCUCUCCACCUGCGAUGCAAUAGAAUACCCGAGUGACUACCUGAAGGUUGCCACGCCUCGUCUUACCCCGGAGUCGAUUUAUGCUGUUCGUAUGGCUCUAGAGCACUAUACGUUGGCAAACAAACAUGUUUUGGAGUUUUCUUACCUGGGUGCCUACUGCCUGACGGUUCUUCCUAGAAAGAUUGAAGCACGAAACGUCCGAAUUCUUACUGCACCGACAAUUGCUUCCUCUUCGGAUACGACUUUCCCCAGAUCACAACUUGAAUAUUGCAAAGACUAUGCCCUGGGUAACCUCAGUACUUCCAACCCCAGCUCGGACGGGUUGGCCCUGGAGAUUAUUCGCAAACAUCCGGAUUUUGCAAAAAAAAAUCUAUCGCAAGGUUCAGCUGCUGAGAUGGUUAAUCGCUAUGGUAUGCUUAAUUCUAAUGGACCUUAUCUUGACAAGUAUGCCCAUCACUGGAUGGGCUCACCACCCGUCAAACCAGGAACGAGUUAUGAUCAAGACAUCUUUCAAAAAAUCAGAUCAGAGCAUGAUGAACCCGUUUACUGCAUCGACUCUGCUACUGCACAUGAAAUCGACGAUGGAAUUUCGAUUUCCAAAAUAGGCGACACGGCUGUCGUUGGCGUACAUAUUGCCGAUCCAACCUCUGCGUUUGGCCCAGACCUAGCCGCGUCUGUAUUCAAGAAGCCGACAACUGUGUAUUUGCCAACAGGACCUUUAUUCAUGAUGGACGAGUCAGUAUCGGAAGCGUUUAGUUUGAAGCCGGGCGCACGUCGUCGCGCGCUCUCGGUGUUUACAACUUACGAUCUUGAAACUGGACGAAGAAUUGGAACCCAAAUUAAGCACUCUAUUCUAUCCAAUGUCGUGACGAAAACGUAUACUCAGGUGGAUGAUGAGUUAGCGGAUGGGCAUACAGGAGACCUCAAGACUCUUUCAGAUCUGGCAUCCAAGCUUGAGGCUUCUCGAUUCGCAAAUGGCGCUUUUUCUUUCAGAUUUGGCGGGACUCCGUCGGUAUCUGUUGAAUCUGAUGGUAUCCAUCUUGCUCCCCAGUUGAACUCCUCAAAUUCCUUGGCUACGCGACUAGUAACGGAGAUGAUGAUUCAGGCCAACUGUUCUGUCGCAGAGUUUACAGCAGAACGGAAGCUACCAAACGUGUACCGGUCGCAAACCCUUGAAUUUUGGACGGCUUCGGAAAAGCUGGAAUUCGAGAACGCGGUCGCAGCUCACACUCCUCUAGGAUUCAAAUUCCGCGCCAACAUCCCGCGGGCCCGCCUCAGUACAGGCAUUUCUAGUCAUGCCGCUUUAGGAGUCCCGCUAUAUUCCCAUUUCACGUCACCUUUACGUCGUGGACAAGAUAUUUUGACCCACUUGUCUGUGGCGCAUCAUCUAGCGGGCCACGGAACUCCAUUCGACCACGCCAAGCUGGGAGGUAUGCUUCCGUGGAUAGAAACUGCCCAGCUCCAAGCCAAACAAUGCCAAAACGUCGCACUUCGAUAUUGGAUUCUCAAGGCUCUCAUGGACAGGGUUGGGGAGACGGUCAGAGGUACAAUCUGCGAAGUACACCCAGACUUUGUGAUGGUUUACCUUCCGGACUACGGUGUACGUGCCCGCGCCGAUUUCAAGGGCCAAAUCGACCAGGACGUUGUCGGAAAAAUUACAGAAGUCGACGCAGUUGGCAACUGGUGUAAUAUCUGUAUAUAG
Messenger RNA from Wickerhamiella sorbophila, 2358 nucleotides. RefSeq lists its product as hypothetical. The transcript has a single exon. The record is from RefSeq and is a predicted model, not a curated record. Lineage: Eukaryota; Fungi; Ascomycota; Dipodascomycetes; Dipodascales; Trichomonascaceae. Gene Ontology annotation, biological process: mRNA catabolic process. Bases 1 to 2358 code for a protein of 785 amino acids. Gene Ontology annotation, cellular component: P-body; exosome (RNase complex). Gene Ontology annotation, molecular function: 3'-5'-RNA exonuclease activity; RNA binding.